AUGUUUCCCACCUUAGGUCGUUCCUUUGCUCGCUGGAAUUUCAAACGUGCUUCUAUUACGAAAUUCGCUUCGAUUCACACUAUGGCUAUCAAUCCUCGGGAUCCGAACACCCUGAGUAACUACAACAACUGGCGUUCCACUCAUAUCACGGCCAACUUCGAUAUUCUGUUCGACCAGAAGAAGCUGGUAGGAAAUGUGGUCCAUCAAUUUAAGUCGAUCACAGAUGGUCAAUCCCAGGAGAUUAUCCUGGAUACCAGUCAUCUCGACAUCGGUGCCGUGAAGGUGGAUGGUCGGCCAUCCAAGUGGGAGUUUCUACCCCCGCUGGAGCCCUAUGGUGUGCCAUUGAAGAUUAGCCUUGAUAAUCCUAUCAAGUUGAACGGCACCGUUGAGGUUGAUAUCGAGGUGCAAACCACCGACAAGUGCACCGCGCUGCAGUGGCUAACACCUGCGCAAACCUCAAACAAGAAACAUCCAUAUAUGUUCUCCCAAUGCCAGGCAAUCCACGCGCGGUCUAUCUUCCCAUGCCAGGACACUCCGGAUGUCAAAGCCACCAUUGACUUCAACAUCACCUCUCCGCUUCCGGUCAUGACCAGCGGCCUGCCAAUUCGCGAGUCGUCCCCGGAGUCAAAGGUGGACCACCAGCUGUAUCGAUUCCACCAGUCGGUGCCGAUCCCCAGCUACCUUUUCGCUAUUGCUAGCGGUGAUGUCGCCGAGGCUCCCAUCGGCCCCCGCAGUGUCGUUGCAACCAGCCCUGACAAGUUGGAAGAGUGCAAAUGGGAGCUCGAGGCUGACACCGAGAACUUCAUUACAACAAUCGAGAAAAUCGUUUACCCCUAUGCCUGGGGUGAGUACAACGUUCUGAUUUUGCCGCCCAGUUUUCCCUAUGGCGGCAUGGAGAACCCGAUUUUCACUUUCGCAACCCCGAGUAUCAUUUCGAAGGACCGUGAGAACGUUGAUGUCAUUGCACACGAAUUGGCUCACAGCUGGAGUGGUAACCUGGUUACCAAUGCUUCAUGGGAGCAUUUCUGGUUGAAUGAAGGCUGGACUGUUUAUCUUGAGAGAAGGAUUCUCGCUGCCAUUCACGGCGAACCCUAUCGCCACUUUUCGGCAAUCAUUGGGUGGAAGUCUCUGACUGACGCUGUCGAGCAUUUUGGUGAGGAUCAUGAGUUUACUAAACUUAUCAUUGACCUGAAGGGCAAGGAUCCCGACGACGCAUUUUCAAGUGUCCCUUAUGAGAAGGGUUUCAACUUUUUGUUCCACCUUGAAAAUCUUGUUGGCAAGCCAAAGUUCGACAAGUUCAUCCCUCACUAUUUCACAACCUUCAAGUGCAAAUCGCUCGACUCUUAUGAGUUCAAAGCUCUGAUUCUGGACUUCUUCAAGUCGGAUGCUGAGGCUUCUAAGCUCUUGGAAGAAUUGGAUUGGGACAAGUGGUUCUAUGCGCCAGGUUUACCACCUAAGCCAAGCUUUGACACAUCGAUGGUGGAUGCUGUCUAUGAACUUUCCAAGAAGUGGCAGUCCCUUCCUGACUCUCCUUUCCAGCCUCAUAUCAGCGAUAUCAAGGGCUUGACUGCAAACCAGUUGGUCGUCUUCCUGGAGCAGAUGCUUUUACUAGAGAUACCUCUCAGCCCCAAGAUCUCGAAGUUGAUGGACGAUGUCUAUGGAUUUACCAAGAGCAAGAAUGUCGAGGUCUCGAACCUUUACUGCCAGGUUGGCAUGAAAGCAGGAGAUGGCAGCAUCAUUGAGCCAACAGUGGAUUUGCUGGGCCGCGUUGGCCGGAUGAAGUUUGUGCGGCCUUUGUUCCGCAAUCUUCAGAAAAUCAAUCGCCCUGUCGCCCUCGCAACAUUCGAGAAAAACAAGGAAUUUUAUCACCCUAUCUGCCGAGGUAUGGUGGAAAAGGAUCUGUUUGGCAAGAAAGACAACUAG
This is a messenger RNA of Penicillium coprophilum, 1923 nucleotides long. RefSeq names its product bifunctional aminopeptidase/epoxide hydrolase. The coding region runs from base 1 to 1923 and encodes 640 amino acids. The transcript is spliced from 8 exons. Gene Ontology annotation, molecular function: epoxide hydrolase activity; zinc ion binding; aminopeptidase activity. Gene Ontology annotation, cellular component: cytosol. The record is from RefSeq and is a predicted model, not a curated record. NCBI's taxonomy places the organism in Eukaryota, Fungi, Ascomycota, Eurotiomycetes, Eurotiales, Aspergillaceae. Gene Ontology annotation, biological process: proteolysis.